AUGGAAAAGAAGAAGAAUGUAAUGUUGUUAUUGCUUCUAAUACAAUCAUUUGUGGCUUGCUUGGCUGUGUCCUCAACCAGCUUCACAGAUGAGGAGGCACUUCUAGCCUUGAAAGCUCAUAUUACGUUUGAUCCUAGCAACGUUUUGGCGACAAAUUGGUCACAAGGUACCUCCUUUUGCAAUUGGAUUGGUGUAUCUUGCAGCCGCAGUCGCCAAAGAGUGACAGCCUUGAAUCUUCCCAAUAUGGGCCUUAGAGGUACCAUCCCCAAAGAAGUUGGCAACCUCUCAUUCCUAAGCUUCCUCGACAUCAGUGAGAACAGCUUUCAUGGCCAUCUCCCUGAUGAACUUGGUGGACAAAUGCCUCAGGAAAUAGGCAAUUUAUCGAAGCUCCAGUUGUUACAUCCUCGUGGUAACAGCCUCACAGGUACAAUUUCACCUUCACUUGGUGAAUUACCUGAUACAAUCUUCAACAUCUCUUCACUUGUGAUUCUUGAUCUCUCCAACAAUUCAAUCUCUGGUGGUCCGCCCAAGGGUCUAUGUCGCCGAAAUCCAAGGCUUGAAGUCAUUAGCCUUUCUCAGAACCAACUCACUGGCAAUAUCUCUUCUGGUCUGUCCAAUUGUAAGGCACUUAAAGUACUCUCUCUAUCGUUUAAUAGUUUCACUGGCAUGCCAAUUGACAUUGGUAACUUGUCUACGCUUCAACUUUUAUAUCUUGGUGAAAACAACUUGAAAGGUGAUAUUCCACCUUCAAUUGGUAAUAUGUCCAUGUUAGAGGUGAUUGAUUUGGUUGGAAACAAUUUUCAUGGUAUUAUUCCUUGGCAAUUGGGGCAUAUCUCGAAUUUGAGAAGGUUAAGCCUUGGUUCUAACAAUCCUAUGGGUGAAAUACCAUGGUCACUCUUCAACAUUACUGUAAUACAAAACCUUACCCUCGAAAAUAAUCACCUUUCAGGAACUCUUCCACCAAGUGCUGGCCUUUGGCUUCCAAAUCUUCGUAUUCUUUAUCUCGCUAACAACAAAGUCAGUGGAAGAAUUCCCAACUCAAUUGCAAAUGCAUCCCAACUAAUUGUAAUGGAUCUGUCCAGGAACUCGUUUAUUGGUAGCAUGCCCACAACUCUCGGGAAUUUUGGCCACCUCCAAUAUCUCAAUUAA
Molecule: messenger RNA, 1149 nt
Organism: Cornus florida
Lineage: Eukaryota; Viridiplantae; Streptophyta; Magnoliopsida; Cornales; Cornaceae
Product: probable leucine-rich repeat receptor-like protein kinase At1g35710
Exons: 3
Coding region: 1-1149 (382 amino acids)
Molecular function (GO): protein binding
Source: RefSeq, a predicted model, not a curated record